AUGGAAUUUAAGCGAAGUUUCAAAAUCAACAUAACAGCUCUUCCGUGUGUUUACCCAAAGUUUGAAUCAUGGUCACUAGAUGGACAUGGAGAUUGCUGCUCAUGGGAUGGCGUCGAGUGUGAUGAGGCCACUAGUCAUGUGAUAGGCCUAGACCUUAGCCACGGCUGUCUCUUUGGUACUUUAUCUUCUAACACUAGCCUCUUUCGCCUACUCCACUUGGAAUCGCUUAAUCUUGCUUGGAAUGACUUCAACUCUUCCUCAAUCCCAUACGGCUUCAGCAAUCUUUCUCAAUUGCAUUACCUUAAUCUCUCUAGCUCACACUUAUCAGGAAAAGUCCCUUCAGAUAUUUCACGGCUCUCCAGAUUAGUUUCUCUUGAUUUGAAUUCGGGGUGGGAUCUUGAGGCGUCUCUUGGUCUUUAUUGGUUGGAUAUUCUUAAGAUGCCCAACAUAGACAACUUUAUUCAAAACUUAACUAUGCUUAAAGAACUUGAUCUCUCUUUUAUAAACAUGUCAUCACCAUUCCCUCAUGUACUUGCAAACUUCUCGUCUUUGAAGUCACUUAAGCUUGGACAAUGUCAGCUGCAUGGAGAAUUUCCAGUGAGCAUCUUUCAGCUACCAAACUUGGAAACCCUUGACAUUAGCUACAAUUUCUACCUUUCUGGUUUUAUUCCUGAAUUACAUUGGGGUUUACUUCCCACUUCAAUGGCCAAUCUUUCUCAGCUUGCUUAUUUAGAUUUAUCAUUGAAUAAAUUUCAUGGUCAAAUCCCUGCUUUCUUUGCCAAUCUUACCCAUCUAUCAUAUCUAGAUCUCAAUUACAAUAAUUUUAGUGGUGGUAAUGGGCAUUGGUUUGUCAACUUGGCGAAACUCACCAAUUUGAACCUUGCAGAUUGUCACUUAAGCGGUCCUAUUACAUAUUCAUUCGAGAACUUGACUCAGUUGGUUUCCCUUGAACUCGAUGACAACAAUUUGCAAGGUAAAAUUCCAAACUCAUUAUGGGAACUCAAGGAUCUUGAAUUUCUUUAUCUUCAUGGGAAUAAUUUGAGUGGCACCGUGGAUUUACAUAAACUCAAGAAAUUGAUAGUGUUAGAUUUGUCCUUCAACAACAUAUCUUUUGUCAGCAAGGCUGAGAUCAAUGUCACUCUUCCAAAACUUUCCAGUUUGCAUUUAGAUUCAUGCAACUUACAUGAGUUCCCCAAGUUUUUAGGCUACCCAGGCAUAUUAGAGAAUAUAUAUCUUUCAAACAACAAAAUCGGAGGGAGUAUUCCUAUGUGGAUGUGGAAUGGCAGCAGAGAAUCCUUGCUCGCUAUGGAUCUUUCCCACAAUUUUCUAACCGGCUUUGGAAAUAAUCAGAUCAAUCUACCAUUACCCAUGUUGAUCUUUCUUGACAUUAGUUCUAACCAGCUCAAAACAGAACUCCCUAGUCCACCUCCAUUAGUGGCAUACUAUAAUAUCUCCCAAAACUUCCUCUUCGGAGAAAUCCAAUCUGUUUGUAGUGGGAGAUCCCUCAUCAUUCUGGAUUUAUUCAACAAUAGUCUGAAUGGCACAAUUCCUCCAUGUGUGGGAAAUAUCAAUUAUUUGUCAACUCUGAAUCUUAGGAAAAAUAAACUUGUGGGCAUGAUUCCCAGUGCUUACCCAAAAGGCUGUGUGUUGGAGAUUAUAGACCUCUCAGAGAAUCGAUUGCAAGGGCCUGUCCCGAGAUCUUUGGCGAAUUGUACAAAGCUAGAGUAUCUGAACCUUGCUCACAAUCAAAUUCUUGAUGAGUUCCCUUUAUGGCUAUCAGAGUUGAACGAGUUGAAAGUUGUUAUCUUGAAAUUCAAUAAGUUCCAUGGUCCAAUUGAAGCUUAUCAAAGCCAGUUUAACUUCAGCUAUAUGCAUAUCAUGGACCUUUCAUAUAAUAGUUUCAGUGGCGAACUUCCUUCCAAGUUGUUGCAGAGUUUCCAUGCAAUGGAAGUGAUAACUAAGCAAGAACGGUUAGAAUAUAUGAAAACUUUGGCACUCCGUCCAUCUGACAAUUUAAGUGUGGGAGUUGUGGAUUAUCACAUGAAAUUAAUAAAUAAAGGUACAGAAAUGGAAUACUCAAAGGUUCCAUUUGCACUUAUGCAAAUUGACUUCUCCAAUAACAAAUUCAAAGGACACAUACCCGAUCUCAUUGGAGAUUUGAAGUCACUUAUCUUGCUUAACCUUUCAAGCAAUGUUCUAACCGGUUCCAUCCCGCCAUCCUUAGCAAAUUUGACAUUGCUAGAAUCUCUAGAUCUUUCUAGAAACAAGCUCUCCGGAGAGAUCCCUCAAAAGCUAGCCCAACUUACAUUUCUUUCAUCUUUCAAUGUCUCUGAUAAUCAAUUGUCGGGACCAAUACCACGAGGGAGUCAGUUCAACACAUUCUCAAUUGAUUCAUUCGCCAUGAAUGAGGGUUUAUGUGGAAGUCCUUUGCCAAAAAAUUGCAUAGAGGUUGGGGAUAACUUACCACUACCACCAUCUCCCCAUGAAAAAUUUGGUGAAGAGUCUCUAUUCAACUCAGAGUGGAAAUUUGUGCUAAUUGGCGCCGGAGUCGGGUUUUUGAUCGGCAUUGUGCUAGGAAACUUUAUCAUUGAUGAGAAAAGUAGGUGGUUCUUACACUACUCGGAGAGAAUGUCAAAAGGAUGGAAAAGAUUGAGAAGGCAUUGA
Messenger RNA from Eucalyptus grandis, 2664 nucleotides. RefSeq names its product receptor-like protein 7. Gene Ontology annotation, molecular function: protein binding. The record is from RefSeq and is a predicted model, not a curated record. The transcript is spliced from 3 exons. NCBI's taxonomy places the organism in Eukaryota, Viridiplantae, Streptophyta, Magnoliopsida, Myrtales, Myrtaceae. The coding region runs from base 1 to 2664 and encodes 887 amino acids.